Lates calcarifer (barramundi perch) is the source of this 1347-nucleotide messenger RNA. RefSeq lists its product as uncharacterized. The coding region runs from base 9 to 752 and encodes 247 amino acids. The transcript has 5 exons. NCBI's taxonomy places the organism in Eukaryota, Metazoa, Chordata, Actinopteri, Centropomidae. The record is from RefSeq and is a predicted model, not a curated record. Gene Ontology annotation, biological process: response to bacterium.
CAACGCACAUGGAUGGGCUGAAUGUUUUUCUCAUUGUUUUCUUGGGAGUUGUUUCUCGCGGUCAUGAUUGGAUCUCUGGAUCAGAGUUGGAGGUGACAGUCACACCAGGAGACAACAUUACUCUCUACUGUGACUGCAAAACAUCCAGUGGAGAAUACAUAGUUUGGUUUAAGAACUGUUCUCAUGAGUACCAACCAUCUCUUGUUCUGAGAACAAGAUAUGUCUAUCGUGCAUUAUAUCUUGUUGACACUUCAGACAUUCUGAAUCCCUUCCCUCAUCUUUCUUUGGUGAAGAACCAGUCCUCUGGUUCAUAUGACCUACGGAUUGUGAACAUCACUCAAUCUAAUGAGGGACACUAUUACUGUGGAACUGAACAGACAGUUAACACAGUCUCCAAAGAGAGUGUUUACAGAUAUGGCAACAUUACCACAAGAAUUCUGUUGAACACCUAUGAAAAUGUUGAACACCGAGGUGUGUGCUGGACGCUGCUGUUCUCUGUGUGUCCAGCUGUUGCUCUUCUCUCCUCUCUUCUCUCCUCUCUUGUUGUUUACCAGUGCUGUCAGAAAAAAGCUAAAGAACCUCAAGAUGAGGGGGAAAGGCCUGACAGCAGAGGUCAAAUAAGGGAAAAACUGGAUGAAGAUGUGUGUUACACGGCACUGGAGAUCCGUCAAGCACCAAAGAGACCAAAGAAGAAGAAAACCCAGAGCUCUGACUUCAGCACAUAUUCUGCCAUCAGUACUUCUAGAGUGUAAGCAGGCAAUGCAUGUUAACAGCAUAUUUAACAGCAUAAUAGUAAUGAGAAGUAUUCAUAGUAUUCAUUCUGUCAUUAAGCUUCCCCCUGUAAAGCUGAGAUGUAGAGCAAACAGCAAUUAAUAUGUUUGGGGGGAAAAAAUCUUAACACAAAGUUCACUUAUUUGUUUUUACUGGAGCUUUAAACCAUAUCCCAUUGCCUUUGUCAGCAGAUGGAGUUUGGUGUUCAUUCAGUUUCUUUGGACGAGACUAAAUGAACAUCAGAAACAAACAGGUCGGGGGUUAACUCUAGCUAUUGUCAUUUAUUGUUUGUUAAUUGUGAAAGAUAGUUAGUACCACCGUCUAUAUGAAUUUGUUAUUAUUUUCUUUUUGUAGGUCUUCAACAAAAUACAUGGGUCAUGAUUAUUUGCUUCUGCCACAUAAUAAUAGAUUAAAAAUCAAUCAACUGAUCAAAAACCUGAUUUAAAAAACUCUGUUUACUGUUGUUGAUUACAAUUUUGCUUCAGGUUCACUUUGAUUGAUAUCUGUGUAUUAUAUUUUUAUAACUAUGGUGAUGACGGCUUGUCUGUAAGAAGACAUGGUCUUUUUUUUAAUCUU